Penicillium subrubescens is the source of this 1342-nucleotide messenger RNA. RefSeq lists its product as uncharacterized. The record is from RefSeq and is a predicted model, not a curated record. Gene Ontology annotation, molecular function: protein binding. NCBI's taxonomy places the organism in Eukaryota, Fungi, Ascomycota, Eurotiomycetes, Eurotiales, Aspergillaceae. Bases 199 to 1128 code for a protein of 309 amino acids. The transcript has 3 exons.
AGCUCUUACCAACCCACUCCACCAGCUGCCUCAUAUCCACCAUUGUCGGCUUUAAACACUACUCCUUCACUUUUCUCGUCAGAGACAUCAUCCUUCUUAGGAAAUCAUCAUAUUGGUGCUAUAUCUCAAGCUCCAGCGCCACGGCUUUUCGAAAUCACACCAUCCUCCCCCACCUCGUUGUCACCAGCGCUAUCAACCAUGGCUUCCGACCUAGACCAGCUCAUCGAGAUGGGCUUUGACAAAGAAAGGGCGGAACUGGCAGUCAAAAAGACUGGUAACCUGCAAGGGGCGCUCGAGUGGCUGGAAGAGAACCAGGACAAGUCCCUGGAAGAGAUCAAAGCAUCACAAGAAGACGAAGAUGAGGAUGCACCAGCUCUCAAGCCCGGCGAGGAAGCGCGCAGCUUGGUCUGCAACGAGUGUGGCAAGAAAUUUCGAAGCACGGCGCAGGCAGAGUUCCACGCUUCCAAGACCGAGCACACCGACUUCUCCGAAUCCACCGAAGAACUUGCGCCGUUGACCGAGGAGCAAAAGAAGGAAAGAUUGGAGGAGUUGAGGCAGAAACUCGCGGCUAAGCGGGCAGCACAAGCAGAGCAGGAUAAGAUCGAGCAGAAGCAAAAUGAGAAUAUCCGCCGGAAGAAUACCCAAGAGAACCAGGACGUGAAGGAAGCAUUGGAGAAGAAGCAGAGGGCGAAGGAGGAAGCGAAGAAGCGACAGGAGAAGUUAGAUGAGAGGGCACACCUGGCGCGGGUCAAGGCACAGAUUGAGGCCGAUAAGGAAGAGCGCCGUCGUAAGGCCGAGCGCGAACGUGCUGAGCGUGCUGGCGUGGCUGUUCCCCAAGCUCCUGCCGCUGCUCCCACGCCCGCUGCACCUGGCCCAGUUGCAUCCAAGCCUGCUUCCGCGUAUACUGAGACUCGUCUGCGCUUCCAGACCCCGAAGGGCAAUAUUUUGAAGACACUGCCCGUCACUACGACUUUGUUCGAGGUCGUUGCUGCCCUCAAGGCAGAUGAUGGCCUUGAAGUUCAAAGCUUCACUCAGACCUUCCCGAGGAAGGUCUUUGAUGCUGAAUUUUUCGGAGAGUCAUUGAAGGAUCUUGGCCUCGUGCCUAGCGCAAGUCUUAUAGCUCAAUAAUUUAGCACCGUCAUUGCUCUCCUGGGGACCUUGGGGCAUAUAUCGCUUGUCGCUUGUGAAGAAUGAGUUAUGAGUUGGGUUCUCAUUGAUUUUAGCCUUUGAUAUCAAUUAGGCAUUCGAUGUCAAUUAGAAGCAAGUCCAAACUUGUUGGAGAAACUAUGCUUUCUUCGGUAGACUCUGGAACAAUUUUGAAGUCUCCACUAGCAAAUAACCC